Molecule: messenger RNA, 3165 nt
Organism: Drosophila virilis
Lineage: Eukaryota; Metazoa; Arthropoda; Insecta; Diptera; Drosophilidae
Gene: ari-2
Product: E3 ubiquitin-protein ligase ari-2
Biological process (GO): positive regulation of proteasomal ubiquitin-dependent protein catabolic process; ubiquitin-dependent protein catabolic process; protein polyubiquitination
Cellular component (GO): cytoplasm; ubiquitin ligase complex
Molecular function (GO): zinc ion binding; ubiquitin conjugating enzyme binding; ubiquitin protein ligase activity
Source: RefSeq, a predicted model, not a curated record
UGGUCACACUGCGUGUUUCGUAGCUCUGCGUCGCAGAGCGUUUAUUUUUCGCCGUGUCUUACAAGUAAUAAUAAUUAAAUGUAAAAAGUGCAAUAGCCAAUAUAUUAAACUGCGCAAUUUGCAAGUGACGUACACUGUGCGUCGUACUCGUACUCGUGCUAGUGACAGUAUUGUGUGGCUGCAGCGUCGUGUGGGUGUUACUGUGUCAGUGUGAGGUGUGUGUGUUUGUGUUAGCGGGGGAUAAUAAGAGAGGGGCGAGCAACGCAGCUAGUGCGCGAGUGCGAGUGCAAAGCAGGCGCUGCGAAAAAUUAAAAGACAAAGGAAUUGAAUGUUUGCAUUAAAAAUGAUUGCAUGCUGAUUGCAUUGCAACAAACAAAAGAAAAUCGACGAGCAAGAAUACACCAGAGUGCGUUGUCAUUGACGCGGUGCAAGUGUCUAUUUUUAACAGCAAAAAAAGUCAAAUGCACAACACUGAAUGCACCAGCAGUCCCGCAUGUGUGCGUGUGUGUGAAACGAAAAUAAAACGGGAUCUAUUGACAGCGACGUUGCCACCCCGCUAAGCUAAAGCUCUUCCAGCCAGCGUGUGCUCAUGUAAAUGGGGGGAGUGCGACAACGACGUAACGACAAUUGCAACAUACCCCACGGCAACAACAACAAUAACAGCAACUAAAUCUUCCACCACCACCAAUAGCAGCAGCAACGCCACCACCAACAAUAGCAACUGUUACAAACACAAAAUCAACAACAACAACAACAUUAAGAGAGAAGCCCCGCCAACCCCCUCGCUCGUGCAAUAGCCUUGUAAAGAAGUAUUUUUACGAUUUGCUUUACUCGCCCUUCAAUCGUCGUCAGGCAAGGCAACGGGCAACCAAGCGAGGAACGCACACACACACACACGCACACGCACGUACGAGGCUGCCCCUGCUCCCUAUUGCCUGGCACAACUUCUCCACCGCCGCCACCUCCUGACAGAGUUGCAAUGGACUCGGACAUUGAAAUGGAAUUGGAAUCGGACAACGAUGGGGAAUUUGAUGACGAUUAUGAUUACUAUAAUACAGGCGAAGACUGCGAUGUCGAAAGACUCGAUCCAAAGCGUGCUGAUCCCGAGUACUUUGAAUACGACUGCCUGACCGUGGAGGACAUUGAGAAGCUGCUAAACGAGCUGGUAGAAAAGUUAAACACGAUACUGCAAAUAACCCCAUCGCUGGCCAAGGUGCUGCUGCUCGAACAUCAAUGGAACAACGCGGCGGUGGUGGAGAAGUAUCGCCAGGAUGCGAACGCGUUGCUGGUGACGGCGCGCAUCAAACCGCCCACAACUGCUGCGGACGCGGCCUCUGCCUCGACGAGCGCAGCGGCGGCACAGCUGUUGCGCAUGGGCAGCACGGGCUACAGGACAGCGACAACGUUGUCCACAUCCAGCAGUACACACACGACGUCACAGCAACAGCGCCGCAUGUGCCCGGUGUGCGCGAGCUCGCAGCCGAACGACAAGUUCUAUAGCUUGGCGUGCGGGCAUUCGUUCUGCAAGGAUUGCUGGACCAUUUACUUUGAGACGCAAAUCUUUCAGGGCAUUUCCAUACAGAUUGGCUGCAUGGCGCAGCAGUGCAAUGUUCGGGUGCCGGAGGAUUUGGUGCUGACGCUAGUUACGCGUCCGGUGAUGCGCGACAAGUAUCAACAGUUUGCGUUCAAGGACUAUGUGAAGUCGCAUCCGGAACUGCGCUUCUGCCCCGGACCCAAUUGCCAAAUCAUUGUGCAAUCAUCAGAGAUCUCCGCUAAGCGUGCCAUCUGCAAGGUCUGUCAUACGGGCUUCUGUUUCAAGUGCGGCAUGGACUACCAUGCGCCCACUGACUGCCAGAUCAUCAGGAAAUGGCUAACCAAGUGCGCCGACGACAGCGAAACGGCCAACUAUAUAAGCGCACACACCAAAGACUGCCCCAAGUGUCACAUAUGCAUCGAGAAGAACGGCGGCUGCAAUCAUAUGCAGUGCUUCAAUUGCAAGCACGACUUCUGUUGGAUGUGCCUGGGCGAUUGGAAGACGCACGGCUCCGAAUAUUACGAAUGCUCCCGCUACAAGGACAAUCCCAAUAUUGCCAACGAAUCGGUGCACGUGCAGGCGCGCGAGGCACUCAAAAAGUAUUUGCAUUACUACGAGCGCUGGGAGAAUCAUUCCAAGUCUCUCAAAUUGGAGCAGCAGACGAUCGAUCGUCUGAGGCAGCGCAUCAAUGCGAAGGUCAUGAACGGCAGCGGCACCUGGAUCGACUGGCAGUAUCUGUUCAAUGCGGCCGCGCUGCUCGCCAAGUGUCGCUAUACGCUGCAAUACACCUAUCCCUAUGCCUACUACAUGGAGGCCGGCUCGCGAAAGAAUCUGUUCGAGUACCAGCAGGCGCAAUUGGAGGCAGAGAUCGAGAAUCUGUCGUGGAAAAUCGAGCGAGCCGAGACGACGGAUAGGGCUGCGCUCGAGAAUCAAAUGGAUAUUGCAGAAAAGCGUCGCACCACACUUCUCAAAGACUUCUUUCCCAUUAUUGGAAAGACAUAGGCUCUUGCUCACUCCAAAUAUUAGUUGAAAUGGAGCUGCACAAGAUUCAUAAUUCAUUUGAAUUCGCGUGACUCGCCGCUGACAGUAUGAAAGACGCCUAUUUUAAAACAUCCAAACAUAAAUGUAGAACUUAACAACUUGUAGCUAAUUUUUAAAUGAAUAUUCAAGUGCAUAUGUAGUUAUAAUCUAGUUUUGACAUACAUAAACUACGUCUAAUUAUUAUUAUAAUAAUAUAGUUGUGAAAUUCGAUAUCACGCAAAAAUCGAACCCAACUGCAAUACAACGCCUUGCGCCAAACAAUAGGGCAUCCAAGCCGAGUGCUGCUCCCCAUAGUUUUCCAAAAACAUCUCGUAUAAUAUUUAAAACACGGCAAACUCGACAACAACAAAUUAACAAAGAACAUUCAACGGUUUUAAAUCCAUUAUUGUGAGAGAAUUGCAGGAAUAAAACAUGUUUUAGUCUUAAGUCAUAUUUACGUAUUCUAGCUGCAAAAGCUAAACAGCAACAACAACAACAUCAAUAUUGAUAAUAUUCAAGUAUUUGUAUCUGUAAUUGUAAAGAAAAAGUCUUAAAUUCUAAACAAAUAAUGCAAGGAAAUCGACCCGAUCAUCAAAACUAAGUUCCCCUUU